Hibiscus syriacus is the source of this 2483-nucleotide messenger RNA. RefSeq names its product probable LRR receptor-like serine/threonine-protein kinase At4g37250. Lineage: Eukaryota; Viridiplantae; Streptophyta; Magnoliopsida; Malvales; Malvaceae. Bases 247 to 2478 code for a protein of 743 amino acids. The transcript is spliced from 2 exons. Gene Ontology annotation, biological process: protein phosphorylation. The record is from RefSeq and is a predicted model, not a curated record. Gene Ontology annotation, molecular function: protein kinase activity; protein binding; ATP binding.
AAACAUUUCUGGCGGUAUGAGACAAGUUUGUUUUUACAGAGCUGUGUAAAAUUUCAUAGCUUUUUUUCUCCUUUUGAUUUGUUUUCCUUUACUGCCAAAUUCCAUCACAUGGCCUCUCUGCAACUUCGUUGACAUAAAUGAUAAAUCUCAGUUACUUCUCUUAGUUCACUGCUCUACCUGUCUCUCUCCUUCCUCUUUCUUUGUGUCUAUUUUCAUACGAGAAAUGCGUGAUCAGUUAUAAAAAACAUGAAUUCCUUCCCUGGUUUUAAACUCCAUUCAUGGUGGGGAGCUCUCGUUGUUCUCGAGUUUCUUGUGGUUCAAUCUCUGGGGCUAAACACAGAUGGGGUUCUCUUGCUUUCUUUCAGGUAUUUGAUUCAAAGUGAUCCUUUAAACGUUCUACAAAGCUGGAACUUCGUCGACCAGUCGCCUUGUUCUUGGAACGGAGUGGUCUGUGGCUCCAUUGAUGGAAACCUUCGAGUUACAGGCUUGUCUCUUCCGAAUUGUCAACUUCUUGGUUCGAUUCCAUCCGAUCUGGGUAGGCUCGAACACCUUCGGAAUCUUGAUUUUUCAAACAAUUCACUGAACGGGUCUCUUCCUGUUUCGUUGUUCAAUUCGACCAAGCUUCGUUUUCUUGACUUGUCCAACAAUUUGAUCUCCGGUGGAAUAUCGGAAACGAUAGGAACUUUGCAGAACCUUCAAUUCCUUAACCUCUCCGACAAUGGAUUGUCGGGUACUUUGCCUGCAACUCUCACUACUAUCCAGAAUCUAACUGUUGUUUCUUUUAAGAACAAUUACUUUUCAGGCAAUCUUCCAACUGGGUUUCAGUCAGUUCAAGUUUUAGAUCUAUCUUCCAAUCUUGUCGAAGGUUAUUUGCCUCCAAAUUUCGGAGGCAACAAUAUCAAGUACUUGAACCUUUCUUACAACAGACUUUCCGGAGAAAUUCCACCGGAAUUCGCCGAGAAAAUUCCUGGUAACGCCACUAUUGAUCUUUCCUUCAAUAAUCUAACAGGAGAAAUCCCGGAUUCCGCUGUUUUUAAGAACCGAGAACCCGAAUCUUUUUUGGGGAAUCCUUUUCUAUGUGGCAAAGUGACAAAGCGUGAUUGUCCAAGUCCUUCACCAACUUCUCCUCCAGCAAUUGCCGCCAUCCCGAAGACACCGGACACCGGAGCUAAAAAAUCACCACAAAACAAGUUCAAACCAGGGACAAUAGUGGCAAUCAUAGUCGGAGAUAUAGCAGGGAUUGUACUUGUAAUCAUGGUUUUCUCUGUCAUCUACAAAAUAAAGACCAAAAAGAGAGUGCCACUCGAGAGUACACUGAAGCAAGAAGAUAACGCAGCUCAAGACAAUCGGUCAUUAACGUCUCCAUCGUUGGAACCAAGAGGGUUUUCGAUAUGGUCGUGUUUGAGAAAGAAAGGAGAGUACGAAGAAGAAUCCGACACCGAAGAAGAAGAAGAAGAUAAUCAACGGCGGGAAGAGCAAGAACAUGACAAGAAAGGGAGAUUGGUGACCGUCGAUGGUGAAAAGAAGCUCGACCUAGAUACGUUACUGAAAGCGUCGGCAUACAUAUUAGGUGCCACGGGGUCUAAUAUCAUGUAUAAAGCAGUGCUCGAAGACGGGUCCUCGUUGGCGGUCCGACGGAUCGGUGAGAACAGUGUGGACCGUUUCAAGGAUUUCGAGAGCCAGGUUCGAGCCAUUGCUAAACUGGUGCACCCCAAUUUGGUCCGGGUUCGUGGGUUCUAUUGGGGAGUCGAUGAAAAGCUCGUUAUCUACGAUUUUGUACCAAACGGCAGCUUGGCCAACGCUCGUUAUAACAGAAAAGGUGGUUCUUCGCCUUGUCAUCUUCCAUGGGAGACUCGGCUAAAGAUUGCUAGAGGUAUGGCCCGUGGGCUAGCAUAUCUCCAUGAGAAGAAACAUGUGCACACCAGUUUGAAGCCCAGCAAUAUCCUCCUAGACUCUAACAUGGAGCCCAAAAUUGGAGAUUUCGGUCUUGAAAGGCUUGUAAUGGGCGAUACGAGCUCUAAAAUCGGGAGGUCGGUUCGAAAUUUCGGUAGCAAGAGGUCGACUGCAUCGAGGGAUAGCUUCCAAGAACUACUUGGACCUAGUCCAAGUCCGAGCCCGAGCUCGUUCGGUGUAUCGCCUUACCUCGCCCCAGAGUCGCUUCGGAGCCUCAAGCCCAACCCGAAGUGGGAUGUGUACGCAUUUGGGGUGAUUUUGCUUGAGCUUCUAACGGGGAAAGUUGUAGUUGUGGAUGAGUUGGGGAAGGGAAACGGGGUUGUCGUCGAGGACCAAAACAAGGCAUUGAGAAUGGCUGAUGCGGCAAUUCGCGGGGAGUUAGAAGACAAAGAGGAUGCAUUGGUGGCUUGUUUCAAGUUGGGGUACAUUUGUGCAUCUCCAAUACCACAAAAGAGACCCACCAUGAAAGAAGCCUUACAAAUUCUUGACAAAAUCCCAUCUUCCUCAAACUACUAUGGAUACUGAUAAAA